AUGCAAAAAAGACCUUCGGCAAGAGUCGAAAGUAUGACGCAGCAAUCAACCGACCCCUUGCACCCCAAGCUCUGCUAUGUUUCCUUUGUUAACAGAAAGCGCGCUGACGUCGAACUCACAAAAUCUUUGCGUCCAAAAUUUGGGUCAGAUCCAGUUCCUAUUCUUGGUAAUUGGACCCCAGGCAUGGCCCAUUACCAUGAGCCAAUUCGUGGCAAGGGCGAGCGUCCUCUCCGUUUCUUGCGCAAAAAUGCAUCGUCAGAGUCGGCUGAACCCGAGUCUACAGCGACACCCAACACUUUGCUCAAGCCCAAGCCCAAGCCCAAGCGUGUGCGCAAGAAUACAUUUUCCACUGCUUCUUCUCUUCAAAAAAGCAGCGAACUGAUUAAUAUCGCAACCAUAGUGGUCUAUUGCCACUAG
Messenger RNA from Kickxella alabastrina, 417 nucleotides. RefSeq lists its product as uncharacterized. The record is from RefSeq and is a predicted model, not a curated record. NCBI's taxonomy places the organism in Eukaryota, Fungi, Kickxellomycota, Kickxellomycetes, Kickxellales, Kickxellaceae. Bases 1 to 417 code for a protein of 138 amino acids. The transcript has 3 exons.